CGGCGGAGGAGCCCGGGAGGCGGCGGCGGCGGCGAAUCGUGUCUGCUUAGGGGCCCCGGCGCCGCAGACCGCGCCGUGUCCGCGCGGAGCCGCCCAGGUGCGCGUGAGGAUGCUGGUGUGGCCCUAGGCCAGGCUCCACACAAUGACCUGCUGGCUGCGUGUGCUCAGUCUGCAACUCCUGCUGCUGCCUGCAGCGCAGCCCCCUGUGCAGGGCUGCCCGGCCCGCUGCGAGUGCACGGUCCUGACGCGUGCAGUGGCCUGUGGGCGCCGCCGCCUGACUGCUGUGCCGGACGGCAUCCCUGCUGAGACGCGCGUGCUGGAGCUGAGCCGCAACCGCAUCCGCUGCCUGAACCCGGGCGACCUGGCCUCGCUGCCGGCGCUGGAGGAGCUGGACCUCAGCCUCAACGCCCUCGCGCACGUGGAGCCCGGCGCCUUCGCCAACCUGCCAUGCCUGCGUGUCCUGCGUCUCCGUGGCAACCAGCUCAAGCUCAUCCCUCCCGGGGUCUUCACGCGCCUGGACAACCUCACCCUGCUGGAUCUGAGCGAGAACAAGUUGGUGAUCCUCUUGGACUACACGUUCCAGGACCUGCACAGCCUGCGCACGCUGGAGGUGGGUGACAACGACCUGGUGUUCAUCUCACGCAGGGCCUUCGCGGGGCUGCUGGCGCUCGAGGAGCUGACCCUGGAGCGCUGCAACCUCACGGCCCUGUCCGGGGAGUCUCUGGGCCACCUGCGAGGCCUGGGCGCCCUUCGGCUGCGACACCUGGCCAUCGCCACCCUGGAGGACCAGAACUUCUGCAGGCUGCCGGGGCUCCUGCACCUGGAGAUUGACUAUUGGCCGCUGCUGGAGGAGGUGGCCGCGGGCAGCCUCCGGGGCCUCAAUCUGACCUCGCUCUCGGUCACACACACCAACAUCACCGCCGUCCCCGCAGCAGCGCUCCGCCACCAGGCGCACCUGACCUGCCUCAAUCUGUCCCACAACCCCAUCAGCACGGUGCCGCGAGGGUCCUUUAGGGACCUGGUGCGCCUGCGCGAGCUUCACCUCGCCGGGGCUCUGCUGGCCAUCGUGGAGCCCCAGGCCUUCCUGGGCCUGCGACAGAUCCGCCUACUCAACCUUUCCAACAACCUCCUCUCCACGCUGGAGGAGAGCACGUUCCACUCGGUCAACACGCUGGAGACGUUGCGCGUGGACGGGAACCCGCUGGCCUGCGACUGUCGCCUGCUCUGGAUCGUCCAGCGUCGCAAGACCCUAAACUUCGACGGGCGGCUGCCGGCCUGCGCCACCCCGGCCGAGGUGCGCGGCGACGCCCUGCGCAAACUGCCCGACUCGGUGCUCUUUGAAUAUUUCGUGUGCCACAAACCCAAGAUCCGAGAGCGCCGGCUGCAGCACGUCACGGCCACCGAGGGCGACGACGUGCACUUCCUGUGCCGCGCCGAGGGCGAGCCAGCACCUGCAGUGGCCUGGGUGACGCCGCAGCACAGGGCGGUGACGGCCGUCAGCGCCGGGCGCGCGCGCGUGCUGCCCGGGGGCACGCUGGAGAUCCUGGACACGCGGCCGCGGGACAGCGGCACCUACACGUGCGUGGCCAGCAACGCCGGCGGCAACGACACCUACUUCGCCACUCUGACUGUGCGUCCCGAGCCCGCCGCCAACCGGACCCCGGGCGACGCGCGCAACGAGACGCAGGCGGCCGCGCGCUUCCCGCUGGACCUCACCACGGUCCUGGUGUCCGCGGCCAUGGGCUGCAUCACAUUCCUGGGCGUCGUGCUCUUCUGCUUCCUGCUGCUCUUCGUGUGGAGCCGCGGCCGCGGGCAGCACAAGAACCACUUCUCGGUGGAGUACUCGUUCCGCAAGGUGGACGGGCCCGCCGCCACCGCCGGCCAGGGGGGCGCGCGCAAGUUCAACAUGAAGAUGAUAUGAGGGCCGGGCGCCGAUCUCUGCGUCCUGCCCCGCUGGUUUCCACCUACGCAUCCUCCGCAGGGGGCAGCCGCAAGACAGCUGACCCGCAGGACACCCCCUCCCCCCUUCCUUUUGUAGGCACCUAGCCGCGGGCCUGUUUUUCAGCGGAGCGGAUCUUUUGCAGUUUCUCGAGACUUUUCUAAAGGUUUCCACCUGUCUUCCGCCCCCCAUCCCGCUGUGGUCCCGGGGCUGGGGCUGGGGUGGAGGGAUGGGGGGCUGGGCUCCUUUCUGCCAACCCUGCAUGGCUGGGGGCUCAGAGUUCACACCAGGGGGUGACAGCCGCCCCCAGCCCAUUCCACCCCGCAGCUUUCCCAUCUACGGGAGACAGUGGCACCUGGGCUGCACGGAGGGCGCCCCAGCCCCAGGGCAGAGCAAGCAGAAGGUCUGUGCUGCUCAUACCGGAGCCCCCAUGGCUCACACGCAGAGCGCACAGAUUCACACCUCGGGCCCCGACACAGCUCAGAGGGGGCACGCGGUGCACACAGAUGGUAGAAUCCAGUCCUGGCUCCGGAGCUGCCCCCAGGGGCACGCUCGGCUCACACCUAGGACACUCCACACACAGCCAGAACACUCAUUUCACAAUGGGCCACACUCAGCCCAUACCUAGGACACUCCCCUGGUGCCCAAGGCACGCUCAGCUCACACACUCAGCUCCUAACUAGGGCACCCUAAAUUCACACUUCGGAUACUCCACACUAGGUACACACCCAGCUCACACUGGAGACACACUCAGCCCAUGCUGAGGACACACAGAGUUUACACCAGAAACACAAGGCUCACACCCAGGGCACACUCAGCUCACACGCAGUGCACACGAGGGGUCCUUGUCAGUCCCCACAGCCCUGUUCCCAUCCUUCCUCCCCAGGACCUGUCGGCCAGUGGGGCGCCCACCAGGAGAAGCCAUGGCCCCAGCUCCCCAGCGCCCUCACGCGCCCAGCCCCUGGCCUCAGGGCCCCCAGCUGGAGGAGUCAUCCGGCCAAGUUCACAUGGAGCCCUGAGCUGGCACCCUCAGGUGUGGGGUGGGAGCAGACAGUUAGGGGUGGGCCCUGAGUCCCUGCCAUGUGCCCCCAGGGCUGGUGACAGGGAGGAAGGCCGAGGACCCUCGUCGCUGAGAGACAGACACAGGACCUUGGUCUCUGUGACAUGCGGGCAGAUCUAGGAGCAGAGUUUGAGUCCCAGGCCAGUUGCAGCUCAGGGGGAGAAAGACCUCCCCAGGACCACUGCCUGUUGUCUGCAGGUAGUGAGCUCCCUGCCACUAGAGGUCAGCAGGCAGGAGCUGAGGUUUGCCAGAAGACUACCGGACCGGCGGCCUCCCUGACCGGCCUCCCUGACCGGCCUCCCUGACCGGGCUCCCCCACUCAGCUCCUCCCCACCCUCUACCUCAGCCAGAUGACAGGUGGGACACUCUAGGGGGAAGAGGCACAGGAAACCUCGUGGGGCCUGGCCGGGGUGGAAGAUUUUUCAGCCUGCCUGCCCCCUCCUGCCCUGCUGUGUGGUCUCAGCUCGUGACUGGAUACCAGCCAGUCACUGGUGUCCUUGUCCCUGACAUGGGUCCUAGAGUCCAGGCCAGCAGACGGGCUGCAUGGCUUGGCUUGGAUCCCGGAUCCCUUGAGUCUAUGGAAAGACAAAAGCUGGCUUCCUGGAGAGGACUCAGCAGGGUCCUGGCUGGGCUGUGGCCUGGGACCUAGGGACCCCUGGCCCUGCCCAUGAUGUGCGGAGGGGCCAGCGGAGUGUGGGCCAGGGGUGCAAGCUGUGGCCCCAGACUCUCUCAGGAGCCCAGCCAGGCAGAACAGUCCUUCAGUGGCCUCCAGGCCCUGUUGUCAUGACAACCCCAAGGGCUUCCUGACCCUGUUGGCAUGGCAACUCCAGGCCUCCAAACACAACAUCCAAGUGCCUUUAGCAACAUUCAAAGAUGGGGUGGGGUGGACGUUCCUGGCAGCACUGGGGUGACACAGCAUAAGUAUUGGGGUUCCCCAGCCCCUUCUCCCCCAGUCCCAACCCAAACCAAGACCCCUCUGCCUACCUCCCUCCACAUCCUGCUGUAUUUGAUUGGAAUCAAAUAAAACUGAAAUUGAUUUAA
Molecule: messenger RNA, 4040 nt
Organism: Heterocephalus glaber (naked mole-rat)
Lineage: Eukaryota; Metazoa; Chordata; Mammalia; Rodentia; Bathyergidae
Gene: Lingo3
Product: leucine rich repeat and Ig domain containing 3
Cellular component (GO): plasma membrane
Molecular function (GO): protein binding
Source: RefSeq, a predicted model, not a curated record